GUUUCAAUCCCAUGAUGCAUCACGCCUCACAAUCGAACAGUCUGAAACAGCUGAUUGGAAAAGGAUAAACUGAUGGUUGGUUGGAAUCAGAGACUGUAAAGGUUGGAAUACUUGUCAGAUUUUUCUUUGCCGGUCGCCUUUUGUUUGCAGUUCCACCACAAAUUAGACGGAUAGCCAAAAAGGGGUUUUAUGUGUUUCCGAUUGUCUGUUUAUUGCCAGUCCACGACGGGUGUCUGUCACAAUUCUUUGCCCUGCGAUCGGGAGAUAUUCGGCCUCUAGCAACCUGAAAACAUCAACUGGUACUAUGGGAAUUCUUUAAGUUUAUGACUGUGCUGGGCGUUUAUUUGUGUGUCAUGUGACUGAAGUGAAGGAAGUGCAAUGCUUUCCACGCACACACCUGAGAAUGGGCCCGAACAAAAAGAAGUCAAACAGUGGAUAAAGAGCAAGUUGGCGCUCUCGCUCAAAGCCCUGCAGAAACGCUAUGUGACGACCGACGCCGUGGUGACCAGCGAAGACGAGGACGCUAACCUCCUCUGCUGCGCCCUGGAAGCUGUCUUUGUCCAUGGCCUCAAGAGCAAGUACAUACGGGUGGACGCCGGCGGGAGGGGCCGCAAAGCAGGGCCACGGGGACCCCUCCCCGAGCCGGUCUUCUGGACCCUGCUUAAGACUGUCACUCACCGGGACGUGGUCACGGAGCUGGAGCGGCUGAGCUUCAUCAGCACGGACGUGGGCCGCUGCCGGGCCUGGGUGCGGCUGGCGCUGAACGACGGGCUGGUGGAGUGCUACCUGGCGUCCCUGCUGCGCGAGGGCUCCAAGCUGGCCGGCUACUACCAGCCCUGGGCCCUCCUCCUGGACCCCGAGGAGCGGGAGGUGCUGCUCAGCUACCUGCAGGGCCUGGCCUCGCUCUCCUUCCAGCUGUCCUACAAGUCGGCCGUGCUGAACGAGUGGACCGUCACCCCGCUGGCGCUGGCCGGCCUCUGCCCCGCAGCCGACCCCCCGGGCGACCUCCCCCCGGGGGCGGGGCGCAACGGCGCGCCCAAGCGCAAGGAGUCCUGGGACACGGUGUCGCAGUCCUCCGGCGGCUCGGACACCAUCGAGGUGCAGCGGGGGUGCCCGGGGCAGGGCAGGGGGGUGUGCGGGAAAAGCGGGCUGACCUCCUCCAACCUCAGCCUGGACACCACGGGCUCCUCGCAGCUCUCCUCCAGCCUGAGCUCGGACAGCCUGUUGCAGGGGAACGGCCACAAGAGCCCCGACAAAGAGCCCUGGCCCUGCGACCUGGACGCCGGCCCCGGCACCGAGGACCCCAAAAGGCCUGAGAGUGAGGCUGUGCUGAUUGAUUUUGGGGAGAGCACUCAGUCCAGCCAGGACUCUAUGCACGAUGACUCCUACGUCUCCAGCCUAGCCCCAGACCUUUCAGAGACGCCGGCAUCCAGCGGGUCGGAUGGCGAGGCUCCCUGCCCCCUGACCCUCCUCACGGACGCCCCCGCCACCCAGCCCUGUGAACCCGCCCCGCUUGCCCCCGCCUCUGAGCCCUGUGACCCCGCCUCCCAGCUCUGUGACCCCAUCCGGCUCAGCCCGGCCACCAAGCCAUGUGACCCUGCCCCACAUGCCCCCACCUCUGAGCCAUGUGACCCUGCCCCACUUGCCUCCGCCUCUGUGCCAUGUGACCCUGCCCCACUUUCCCCCGCCUCUGAGCCAUGUGACCCUGCCCCACUUGCCCCCGCCUCCGAGCCCGUGACCCGCCUCCGAGCACUACAACCCCACCACCCCCGCCCCCGUCAAGGAGACGAGGAAACCUGCAGAGAGGCCAGUUUCCCUGCACUGCCCAGGGCAGAGGCCAGGAGCCCCUCCCCCCUGCAGGCCACCCUGUGCCCCGUGGAACCCACCAGACCCCAACAGUCCGGGAGUGUCCUCGGCAGGAGGACCUCUGCUGACUCCCUGCCCUCCCCCACCACUGGGCUCCCAAAAUCCAGCUCCUGGAUUUCUGAGGACGACAUCUACAAGCCACGCAUAGUGGAGACCUCCGAGCCAGAGGAGGCGCUGUGUCUCAACGCUGCACUUGUGAAUGGAACCGCAUCUCCCAUCACAGAGCCGGAGUCUCCACAGUCUCCUCCAAGUGUAGUACAUCGCAGACAAGUCGGCCUGUCGAACCCUUUCCGGGGGCUCCUGAAGCUCGGCCACCUGGAGCGGCGGGGCGCUGUGGGCAUGUGGCGGGAGUACUACUGCGAGCUCUCGCCCUUCGAGUUCCGCCUCUACCUCAACGCCGAGGAGCGCACCUGCUGCGACAACUGCUUCCUGCUGCGCUGCGAGGACAUCCGGCCGGCCGCGCCCGACGGGCGCUUCGAGCUGUCCUUCCCGGGCAAGCGCCUCUACCUGCGGGCGCCCUCCCGAGACGAGGCCGAGGACUGGGUGGACCGCGUCAUCGAGGCCGUCGCCAAGUGCCGGCCGGUCGCCCGGGACGACCAGUGGGAGGUGCUGCAGCCCUCGGACGGCGUCGAGGCCGCCCCCCCCCCGCUGCCGCCGGCGUCCUCCUCCACGCCCUCCAGCCCCGAGCGCGGGAGCCUGGAGCCGGCGGAGCAGGCCCAGCUGGACUGGACCCGGCCGUCGGAGUCCGAGGCGGACGCCAUCAAGGAGGCCGUGCUCUACCUCUCCCAGGACGAGCACUCCUGGACCCCCCUGGUCUUCUCCCUGUCCCUGGAGGCCCUGAGGGCCUUCCGGGUGCAGGACGGGCGGAAGGCGCUGCGGCACGCCUACCCCAUCGAGUCCAUCCGCGACGUGGUGCCGGACGCCUCGCUGGGAAGCCCCGCCUUCUUCAAGGUGCUGAUGUCCCGGGACACGCUCAAGCUGCGGGCGCAGGACGAGCGGGAGGCGCGCACCUGGAGGAGCCUCAUCCGGGGGGCGCUCAACUCCUACCUGGACUCCUGCGAGGACGGGGGCGCCGAGGCGGGCGGGGCCCAGGGCGGGAACAUCAACAGGCUGGUGCAGCAUAGCCUGAAGGGAGACGGCGUGCUGUUGCCCCACCUCUGCACCCUGCCCACAGAGAAGGGGCUGGACUCGCAGAACUUCAAAUGUGCAGGUUGCCCCAGGCAAAUAGGCUUCUCCUUCGGGAAGGCCCGGCUGUGCGAGUUCUCAGGGCUCUUCUACUGCGACGCCUGUCACCAGGGCAACACCAUCGUCAUCCCCUCCCGCAUGGUGCACAACUGGGACCUCGUGCCUCGAGAGGUCUCGCUGCCAGCGCUAAAGCUGCUGUCCCAGGUAGCCCGGGAGCCGCUGCUGAACGUGGAGUCCCUGAACCCGGGCCUGUGCGAGCACGCCGAGCCCAUGGCGGCGGUGCACGAGCUCCGCCAAAGACUGCGUCUCCUGGGCGACUACGUGCUGGCCUGCCGCAGCGGCAUCCGCAAGAAGAUCCAAGACAAGCUAGACCAGAGGAAUUAUUUGCUGGAGUCCUACAACCUGUACAGUGUGACUGACUUACGAGAGAUCGCAGACGGGCAGCACGAGUCCUUCCUGGGGAACCUGAUCCAGUUUGCGUCCAACCACGUCUACCACUGUGACCUUUGCACUCAGAGGGGCUUCAUCUGCCAGAUCUGCAAUGCCGACAACAUCAUCUUCCCCUUCGAGUUUCAGACCACCUCCAGGUGUAGGGUGUGCAAGUCGGUGUUCCACUCGGCCUGCAAAGAGCUGUCUCCCUCCUGCCCUCGCUGCCUCCGCCUGCAGAAGUACCUGGAGAGGGAGCUGCAGGACUGACGGCGAGGCCCCGCCCCGCCCCGCCCCAGUGCUUCCUGUCCACGCCCACGGGGCUGCCAGCCUUUUCGCCGAGCCGGCUUUGUUAGGGUGGGAGGCGGCGGCAGCGACCAUCUUUAUACAGACUAGCCUCCACAAGUGCCCUUAGGAAGCUGUGCGCACCCCCCCCACCCCAAACCGAUGCCCGCAGGCGUGAGUGGGCGUGCCGGGAGCUCGGAGCCGCCGGCUGCGCUGUCCACGGGGAACGCAGAUCAGCAGAGCUGCCCUCUCCUGUGGGUCCGCGCCGUCCGCUUCUUUCUCUUCAGCCUCUAGUAGCCAAAUGCGUCUGUGGACCGUCCGGUGACUCCGUGAGGAAGAGGAUGUCACCAGUUCUGCUUUUCCUCACAUCGUGGUUCAACGAAGCGCCAGGACUUCCUGUGUCCCUUCUUCACAGGUUGUAGUUUGUUCACUUCCUCCUGUGACAGCAACCACCCUCACACGCACAGACAUGGCAGGCAGCCAUUAUCAUCGAUAUCUAUGAAUGAUUAUUAUGCAAAUUUUACUACGAUCAAAGACCAGUCACGGGAUGGGACUAACAUGGCAGAACCAGUGGGCGCAGGGGUUAGUCCAGGGUGCCCUGUGUCUGGCUCUGGCCUUGAGUUCUGCUGCUGGGCCCUCCCGUGCUUCGGUGAAGGACGGACUAACAUGAAGGAAUCUUCUGUUUCCAUUUUACCACUGUUUCACAGAUCGCCUGUUGGUUUCUCACCGAUCUGCAGUUUCUGUCUUUUUUUUACACCAGUUUUUCACUUUGUGUAGGACUUCCUGUUUUUUAAGGAUUGUUUACAGGAUACUGAGUCCACGUAGCGCACUUUGUCCCUCGGUGGCUGUGUAAAAAACAAUUAAUUGUAUGCUUAAAUUCAUUACGCAAAAUGAAGGACAGUGCGUUUCCGGGGGUUGGUAACUGAGGUUGGGACACCUGAGUACACGUUUUUAAAAAAAUCAGCACUUGAAAAAUCUGUGUUAUAUUGUCUGAAGUAGCCUGUGCCUUUAUCUGGCUUCGUUCUUCACCAUGUGGUGUGCUGUGUAUUGAUUGUACGGUCCUGCAGCAUGCAAACCUCACUGACAUUUGUGCCAAAAAAGGACGAAAUGGAGCGGAGGCGUCGUCCCGGUUCCCACUGGCCGACCGGUUUCUCCAGGCACUGCCGGUGUAUGCGCACUUGGCGGUAAACGCUUGAAGCUCUCACUGUCCGGAGGCAUUGAAAUGGUUAAUACGUUUUACUUUUUAUGUUGUCUUAAUUCACUUGGCUUCAGUCUCUGGAAAUUUUUUUUUUUUUUUUUUUAAUUAUGCUUCAGAGAGAGCAUUGAAUUGUCUGUUAAAUUUGUUUUUUUUUUUUUUUUCCUCAUGUUGAUUGUCAACUGCCUAAUUCUGAGAAUGUAAGACUUGAUCUUUUUGUUCUGUAGCAAUGAACGAGAGUGGCUUAAGGUUCCCUUGACUGGUCAACAGAGACUCCUGCGUAUUCCUGUUCAUUGCGUGCUUGGUUCUGCUGGGACCCUACACCUGCCUUACCUGCUCAGCCGUCAGCCCUCAAGAUGACUGGCUUCAUCAUUUCAAGUCAUAGGCUCUGUUUCCGUAAAGAAAAAACUAUGUGUGAACUGUCGGCAGAGCCUGUUGUUUUGCCCAUUUAAACCAUGUCCUUCUACUGGGUGACCUCACCAAGGCAUGAAGUCUUGUAAUUGCUUUUUGCCUUUCAUUCAGACCUUUAGUAGUUUAAUGUUCCUGAUCUGAAUCGGGGAUUUGAAAGUAACACUAUGGGUUCCCACUUCUUUGCUUCUUGGAGCAGUUUAGCUCCCUGUGUGUACCAGGAGGAAGGUCGUACGUUUUGCCCGAUGACCGAUUGCAAGGUUUGAGUUGGAAAUCUAAUGAAGCAAGCCACAGGCUCGUGGAGAGUGCAGCAACUCCGUUCAACCCCAGCUGCCUCUGGCCCUCGCACACUGUGGACACGGGUCAAAGGUCAGGGUUCUCACAUGGGUAUUGUAGUCCUUGAGACCCUGCGAAGCUUGUUGUCAUGUCGUCUGUGGUCUGAAGUAAGGGAGGUCCACCACUGGCCCGUGCCUUACGUAGCAUAAGGAGGGGCCCUUGCUGUUUCUUCCUUCUUAUCACACAAACGCCACAAAGCCCAGAGCACUGUUUUGGUCACUGGUCAGGGAUUUUUGGAAAGGAAGAAACCGGGCCUGUUCUCUUACCCCCGGGAGGCUGGGUUUGGAACUGCAGAGCCUUGUGAAAACGACGGUCUCUGGUAAUAAGAGCAUUACAGCCGGUUUGGUCACGGCUACACCUGUUUACGGCCGUUCCAUUUGAAGAGCAGAAUGCUUGAUUGUGUUCCUGUUCAUAACUACCUUUCGCAAACACGCCACUUUAUUCAUGGGGUUGUGGGGAGUUUCUUUUUGCUCCAGUUGUAGCUUUCAGCAGGAUUUUAGUGUGGUUUUUAAAAGGAUGCUAAUUUUCCAACACCUUUCUAAAAGUAAGUUUGCUUCUCAGAUGUUUGGAUCCUUCUCACCGGGCUCAAUGGUAGAUUGUAGAUUUUGAAAUCAGUUCCAGUAGGAUGUAGGUUUGAGUUUAGGUUUGUUAAUCUUUUGAAAAUUAGCUAAACUUUUGUGGGGCUUUGAGCUUUUUAAAAAAUAUAUUUAAUCACUAUUGUUUAUAGAAAAUAGUCAAAUUGAUUAUUUUUUUUGCAAUAGUUUUUUUUUUUUUUUUUUUUUUAAGAAUGCGGUGUCAAAAACCAGAAUUAGUGAAACACUGAGGUUCAUCUUGGGAUGAGCUUCUCAGUUGAGAUUUCUUUAGCCCACUAGGGGGCAGCACUAAAUUGACUUUGUAUAGGAAGUGGUGCAUUUUUACUACCGUCUAUGCACAGGAUCUUGUUCUAAAAAAAAAAAACCCUUCCUGUAAUGGAAGGGUGUACCAGGCGUAGAUGCUUCUGACACCUGUUCCUCCAGUGCAGCCACCAAGGCUGAAGGCUAACCCCGUGCUCCGCAUCGCUUGGCUGCCGCCAUUCCGGUGCCGCUGUUUGCCUGGAAAGCUGAUGAGACUGCAUGUGGUGGAGGGGCUCGGCUGCUCUGUGUCAAGAAUUUCAUCUGACUGUUAGCAGGAGGCCAUCUGAUUAAGAUGUGAUUUCAAUUUUGUAAGGAUUUUUAUAUCAUAAUUAAAUCAUGAGAUAUUUAUCAUCUA
Anguilla rostrata (American eel) is the source of this 6949-nucleotide messenger RNA. It is a transcript of the gene plekhm1, whose product is annotated as pleckstrin homology domain containing, family M (with RUN domain) member 1. The record is from RefSeq and is a predicted model, not a curated record. NCBI's taxonomy places the organism in Eukaryota, Metazoa, Chordata, Actinopteri, Anguilliformes, Anguillidae.